ACCUGCUGAGGAAAUGAAAACGUGUCGAAGUUUGUCACAUUCACUGUGCGUUCAUUUCAGUGUUAAUUCAGAAAAAUCACAUCAUGACGACACGAUCGUAUGACGUCAAAGCUCUUCAAACUGUCAAAAUGUGGGGCGCCGCCAUUCAGUCGGUUUCCACCGGCGUGAAUCCGGCCGGCGUUAGGACCCGGCGCGGUCAGCAGUCGGGGUCUGUGCAGUAAAUAUAGCGGCGGGGGUCAAGAGGAAACCCGAACAGACCGGAUCACCGUCCGUCCCGAUCGUGAACAGCAAACACUUUCCUGUGAAAAUCCGCGGAGAGUUUGCGUGAAGGGAGACGAAGAUCAGCUGACACCCGCACGGGAGUCACUCCGUCCUUGUAGGAGGGUGAGACGUUCACUGACCGCUGCCUCGGUGGGUGCGUUUGUGCUCUACGGCAGCUGUCCAGGAUGCUGCAGCUGUGUCAGGUCACCAAGGAUCUGUUCAUCAGUAACGCCCGCUCAGCCUGCAGUGACGAGCUCAUCCAGCAGGAGGCGGUGACGCUCUGCAUCAACGUGUCCAAGCAGCAGCCGUUUCCCUCCGCCGCCGUCAAGAAGCUCCAGAUCCCCGUCUACGACGACCCCAACGAGGACCUUUACAGCCACUUCGACCGCUGCGCCGACGCCAUCCAGAACGAGGCGAACCGCGGAGGACGCAGCGUCGUCUACUGCAAGAACGGACGCAGCCGCUCCGCCACCAUCUGCAUCGCCUACCUGAUGAAGCACCGCCACCUGACGCUGACGGACGCGCUACAGAAAGUGAAGACGGCUCGUCACGUGGUCGACCCGAACUCCGGCUUCCUGUCUCAGCUGCAGAGGUACGAGCAGGAGCUGAAGAAGACAUGAGGACGGAGGGACGGACAUCUGUGUGAUCGUCCCCAACCUGUCCUGAAACAGCCAGCAGGUGACCGACUUCCUGUCUGUCCACCUUCUGCAGCAGAACACUUAAGAAUAUUGAACCAGAGGCUUCAUUUAGCUUAUUUUCACCUGAAGAUGACAGCUGAACAAAACUGUCCAAAUGUCCCAGAUGAAACAUCAUGUAAAGAGCACAUUGUCAAAGACGGCAGCUAUACUUAACGUCAAACACAACUAAAGAGGCGUGAGAGAGACGAGGACAAUCAAACGGACAAAUGAUGUAGUGGACCUACACUGACACAGAGGACAGCAGUGCAGACAGUAAUGUCAUGACAGCCUCUAACGUUUCCACAGCGUGCGUGAUAAGAAGCAUCAUCUGUGUGAUUCUGUCGGCGGUCCAAAGAAAAAUGAUUUAAGCAGAAGCAGUGACAGUAAAACCUUUUAACUCUGUGUGCUGUGUCGUGACCAUCAGGGCUCAGACGGUCUGACACUCAGCUUCUUUACAAUGAAUUUAACUCACAGCUUCUUUCUGAUCAAUUAUCAGUUUUACAUUUCAACACCAACAAGCGACGAGGGAGGGAAAAGAUAUUUAAUUCAAAAUGUUGUCAAGUUCGCCACAUUCACAGUCUCGUUGUUUGAGGCGUGUGGUUGCAGUUCCACCCGCUCCCUCCAGAUGGCAGCAUUUGCUUAGAAAACGAUGCAGUACACCAAACACCGAAUCCGAACAUGUGAUGACUGACCUCAGCUGUUUUCUGACACCUCAGACAGGAAGUGAUCUGAUCACAGAUCAGUUUCACUGGACUCAGGACUCAGUGUUAAUGUAACAUGAAUCGGUCAGAGCCCUUUACUCUCUCCUCUGCAGUCAGGUGGACGUGAAGAGAAAAACACCUGAAGUCCAGCUUAAGGUUUCCUUACAACAGAGUCGGCUGCACAGAACACAUCCUUAAGGUUUCCUUAACGAGUUCAGCUAAGUGUUUAAGGUUUUCUCCUUAUUGUGGGCUUAAGGAAUCUGAAAGUUAAUUAAACUGGAGCAGCCAAAGUAAGGAACACUUAAGGUCUGAACUGCAACACGGCCGAGUUUAUGGGGGUAAACGAAGCCCCUGGAGAAGAACGUACCACAACCAGGAGAACGAGAAAAACCAAAACCUCUUCAGUAUGAACACCUUCUGCACAGAUUACUUCAACCAAACUGUCAGUGGACUUUAAGUUCAAAUUAUUUUUCCUGUGAUUAUGAUCUUUAUUGGUCUGAACAAACAAGUUGUCCAGUUUUUGUCUUUUGUCUUCUGCCUCAUCAGCCACGUGGACGAGUGGGACAUUUUGAUGUUUAAGUCUUCAGUUCACUUCAGAAGAGCAGAAAGCAUCAGGAUCUGAUAGGAGCUCAGGUAUGAGUUACCGUCAGUUUUAGAAGUUAGCUUUUACUUCAGCUCGUACGAUCAGCACUCAAACAAGCCAUCAAAUGUCUUGCACUUAGUGAAUAAAACCAAGACUUGAGCUCAGGUUUGAAAUAAGAAACAUUAAAGUUUAAAUGCUGUGUUUUCCGUUGUGAACGACGACGACUGAGUUCAGGUUUGCGUCAGGUGAUGUUAAUCUCUUCAGUGACUCGAUGUUGGUCCGUGAAGACGCAGACGUGCACUUCACACGUGAACCUCGAGGGCUUCAAAGGAAAACGAGAAGCAUGUGAGAAUUUCUUAUUUUGUGUGUUGGUGAAUCUCAGGUGUGUCUGCUUUAGUUUGUGGUGCUGCCGAUUAGGACACAAUUAAAAGCAAUAAUUAAAGCUGUCAUUAUAAACCAGAUGAGACCUCAGUAUUAAAGUGUUUAAUCAUAAAAGAAGAGCUAAAAGGCCUGCAGCACAUCUGAACGUGACGUCUGUCUGUUUUCAUUCUUAACAAAUAAAGUUAUGAUCGUCUUUGUGUGAA
Molecule: messenger RNA, 2806 nt
Organism: Scatophagus argus
Lineage: Eukaryota; Metazoa; Chordata; Actinopteri; Scatophagidae
Gene: dusp28
Product: dual specificity phosphatase 28
Exons: 3
Coding region: 447-881 (144 amino acids)
Biological process (GO): protein dephosphorylation
Cellular component (GO): cytoplasm
Molecular function (GO): MAP kinase tyrosine/serine/threonine phosphatase activity
Source: RefSeq, a predicted model, not a curated record